Juglans microcarpa x Juglans regia is the source of this 764-nucleotide messenger RNA. RefSeq lists its product as uncharacterized. Lineage: Eukaryota; Viridiplantae; Streptophyta; Magnoliopsida; Fagales; Juglandaceae. The coding region runs from base 1 to 747 and encodes 248 amino acids. The record is from RefSeq and is a predicted model, not a curated record. The transcript is spliced from 3 exons.
AUGGGGUCACCAUCGACUCGCUCGUCUCGACGUUGUCAGAAGGGAGGGCAAAGCAACCAUAAGGAUGAGGAGAUAUCGAACAUAGUGGCAGCCAUCACGAUUAGCAGAGGGGAAGCAUUAGGGGAAAAGCAUAGCAGAGGAUCCACACAUGGCAUGGACAGUGAUGAUGCCUGGGAUCCUUUUUCACACUGUGUGGCCUUGUUAAGGCACUUCAGCCCCUACUGCAGGAUGAUGUCUUCUCCCCCAAUUCAGACCCACAAAAAUUCACUCACUGUUGUAAAACCUGAGUCUCUUCCAAAUUCACAAAGCAAUGCACAAGGAGGAGAAGAAGGAGACCCAGAUGUCCAAGAUGCUCAAGUUCAAGACUUGAGGGUCCCGGAGCAUUGGUUGGUCCCCCUCAAAGGCCAUGGAGGGUACCCACAUUUAUGCCGAACCCUCUCAGCCCUCAAAUAUGGCCGGUCUACUCCUUUGCUAUCAGUUAAAUAUUCAGAUUUAUUGGUUGAAACGGACUCCCUCCUUUUUGUCAAUUGGUUUAGAAACUCUUCUCAAUCUACUUGGAUGUACUUUGAGCUAUUUAAUGAUGUUCUGGACAUUGCUUCUUAUCUACCUUUUGACAUUAGUCACACUUACAGAGAGGAAAUCUCACUAGCUGACAGCUCAGCAAACCUUGGUGCCGCUGGGCACGAUAACUCCUUCCCCUCAGUUUUGCACUUAGACUUUUCAUUGCUUUUACAGUUACAUAGCUAGUUAACAGUAUACUUUUC